Cicer arietinum (chickpea) is the source of this 775-nucleotide messenger RNA. Its product is annotated as dolichol-phosphate mannose synthase subunit 2. The record is from RefSeq and is a predicted model, not a curated record. Gene Ontology annotation, molecular function: enzyme regulator activity. Gene Ontology annotation, biological process: GPI anchor biosynthetic process; dolichol phosphate mannose biosynthetic process. Gene Ontology annotation, cellular component: endoplasmic reticulum membrane; dolichol-phosphate-mannose synthase complex. NCBI's taxonomy places the organism in Eukaryota, Viridiplantae, Streptophyta, Magnoliopsida, Fabales, Fabaceae.
ACACAAAUUUGUUGCAUUGUAAUCGGAAGGAAACAAGUGGGAUCGGAGACCCACUGAACUCAACCUACCGUAAAAACCAAAAUCUUGCCGGCAUAAGCAGCCGGAGUUUGUCGUCGGUCGGUCGCCAGAAACAGUACGAAGCCCGUCCAGAUGGUUUCUGCAGAAAUGUUUUUGGAAAACGGACAUGAAAUGUAAUUUCAAAGGAAUAGUUACUCUUUACAAAAAUACAAAGGAAGCAAAAACUAUAGGAAUCAAAAUGGAAUUAGCAGACAGAGCAGUUGGAUUUCUAUUGUCCUUUAUUAGCUUAUCGAUAUUCACCUAUUAUACAUUCUGGGUUAUCAUCUUGCCAUUCGUAGAUGGUGAUCAUUUCGUACACAAGUAUUUCUUACCCCAAGAAUAUGCCAUUUUAAUACCAGUUUCUGCUGGUGUGGCUCUUCUUUGCCUCUUGUGCAUAUUUAUCGGGUUUGUGAUGCUCAAAUCCAAGAAGAAGAAGGCAUAAUGUAUGUUGUCUUUUCGUUGCACAAUUCUUUUUGAUGUUUUGAAACAGCAAUGUGUCUUACAUACCAGAAAAGGGAAUUAUAACUUUGUAUGUCAUACUGUCUGGAAUUGGCAACUUAAAUUUCUGAAAAUUUUAAUGUAAUACAUAAUUUUCUUUAGUUUGUUAGAGAUGAAGGUAGUAGUUGUUGUGUCUGAAAAAUUGUUUGUGGUAGCUUCCACGGUGAUAUACAUUUGAACAUGUUGGUGCCGGUUGCACAACUAUCACAUUGUCAUUAAA